CGCGGCUGCCAGAUGUUGGGGCGGCGGCGGCGGGCGCUACACAGACCUAGCAGCCGCGGAGCGAGGCGCGGGGUGCGGGCGCCGCUGGCCGGCCGGCCCGGCCCUCUCUGCGCCGCUCCCGCCGGGACUCGAAUAGGAGCUGGCAGGCCCGGCGGGGGCUCCGGCGUGGACAUGCACAGCGCUCGGCUUGACAGCUUCCUGAACCAGUUGCGCUGGGAAUUGUUGUGUGGCCGGGACACAGGCUCACCACCGAUGCCUGGCCCCCUGCAUCUACCUCCCAAAAGUGGCCCAGGUGUGCAGACCACCACCCACCCCCUCAGGGGGUCAGAUGCCUUGGAAGAGGACUCUAGCUGCUGUGUGGAGGAGGAGGAGGAGGAGGAGGAAGCGGUGGUGACCGAAGGCCAGGGUGCAGCCUCAGGGGGCCCCAGGGAGCAUGCUCUGGACUGGGACUCUGGCUUCUCCGAGGUGUCAGGCAGCACGUGGCGAGAGGAAGAGCUGCCGGUACUCCAGCGCCCAGCACCCCCACCACGACCCCCUCAUAGCCAGCGCUUCUCUGUCAGUGGCCUCGUUCUGCCCAGCAGGGCAUCUGUAGCCCGUACACCACCUGCCUGCCGUCCACGGCCCAAGUCCACCCCAGAUGCCUGCCUGGAGCACUGGCAGGGACUGGAAGCGGAAGACUGGACAGCAGCCCUGCUGAACAGGGGUCGCAGUCGCCAGCCCCUAGUGCUAGGGGACAACUGCUUUGCUGACUUGGUUCAUAACUGGAUGGAGCUGCCUGAGGCAGCAAGUGAGGCGGGUGAUAGAGGUGAACCCCGUGCCCGCACUCGGCCCCCCCAGUUCCUCCUUGGCCUCUCUGAGCAGCUGCGGCGCCGGCUGGCCAGGGCCCGGCGGGCAGCUAUGGCAGGAAAGCGUCUGUCAUGUCCGCCUCGCCCAGAACCCGAGCUGCCCACGGACGUGUCACGAUUUGCGGCGCUCAUGAGUUGCCGCAGCCGGCAGCCCAUCAUAUGCCAUGAUGUCAGCUACCUCUGACCCUGUCCUCCAGCCAGGGGCAAUAAAGGCCUUUUUCUAGA
Molecule: messenger RNA, 1070 nt
Organism: Oryctolagus cuniculus (rabbit)
Lineage: Eukaryota; Metazoa; Chordata; Mammalia; Lagomorpha; Leporidae
Gene: INKA1
Product: inka box actin regulator 1
Cellular component (GO): nucleus
Molecular function (GO): protein kinase binding; protein serine/threonine kinase inhibitor activity
Source: RefSeq, a predicted model, not a curated record